UAAUAAUUCUCCUUAUUCCACUUGAACACACAAAACACAACUAGCGUAAGGCAAAAGACAGGUAUGCUCUCUACAAUGGCGAUAAAAAGCACCUCCUUGGCCAUUUGCCUCUUCUUUUCUCUGGCCACCAUAGCCACUGCUUACUACUCUCCCUCAUCUCCUCCGGUUCACCAAUCACCAGAAUACAAACCCACGCUUUCCCCUCCGGUUUACAUCCCCAAGCCUACACUCCCACCUCCAGUUUACACUCCACCAGUUUACAAGCCAACCCUUCCACCUCCAGUCUACACUCCGCCGGUUUACAAGCCAACUCUCCCUCCUCCGGUCUACAAAAAGUCUCCUAGCUAUCCUCAUCCUUCAUAUGUCCCAAAACCAACAUACACUCCACCCACCAAGCCAUAUGUCCCAAAACCAACCUACUCUCCACCCACCAAGCCAUAUGUCCCAAAGCCAACCUACACUCCACCCACCAAGCCAUAUGUUCCAAAACCAACAUACACACCUCCCACCAAGCCAUAUGUCCCAAAACCAACCUACUCUCCACCCACCAAGCCAUAUGUCCCAAAGCCAACCUACACUCCACCCACCAAGCCAUAUGUCCCAAAGCCAACCUACACUCCUCCCACCAAGUCAUAUGUUCCAAAACCAACAUACACUCCUCCCACCAAGCCAUAUGUCUCAAAGCCAACUUACACUCCUCCCACCAAGCCAUAUGUUCCAGAGAUUCUUAAAGUUGUUGAUGGCAUCAUUCUUUGCAAAAACGGUUAUGAAACCUACCCAAUUCAAGGAGCAAAGGCAAUGAUUGUGUGCUCCGAGCCAGGAUCAUACGGGAAGAAGGAUGUUGUGAUCUACAGCGAUCCAACUGACUCUAAGGGGUACUUCCACGUGGCCUUGACCGACAUCAUCAAGAACCUACUUCAUUGUCGUGUCAAGCUCUACACAUCUCCGGUUGAGACUUGCAAGAACCCGACCAAUGUUAACAAGGGUCUCACUGGAGUUCCAUUGUCGAUGUACGGACACCGUUACCACUCUGACAAGAACUUGAAGAUCUUUAGCGUCGGACCUUUCUACUUCACCGGUCCCAAAGCAGCCCCCACCACUCCCAAAUACUGAUGAUCACAUUAAUAUGGUGAUGAUCUUGCAUGCAUUAUAUAUGAGGUCACUUUGAUCAAUUUAUUGUUUGGAAACUUUUCCCUUCUUCGAAAUGUUCUUUUGUUUCUUUGUACUAAUUUCAUUUGGUUCGUUGCAUUACCGAUGCAAUCUUUUUUCUUGGUUAUGAUUUUUUUGCAAUUGUAUUUGAUAAAAUUAUCUGAGGAACGUCUUUGUUUGAUCUU
This is a messenger RNA of Brassica napus (rape), 1334 nucleotides long. RefSeq names its product proline-rich protein 3-like. The transcript is spliced from 2 exons. The record is from RefSeq and is a predicted model, not a curated record. The coding region runs from base 64 to 1113 and encodes 349 amino acids. NCBI's taxonomy places the organism in Eukaryota, Viridiplantae, Streptophyta, Magnoliopsida, Brassicales, Brassicaceae.